Messenger RNA from Chenopodium quinoa (quinoa), 2733 nucleotides. RefSeq names its product E3 ubiquitin-protein ligase RZF1-like. Bases 1258 to 2286 code for a protein of 342 amino acids. NCBI's taxonomy places the organism in Eukaryota, Viridiplantae, Streptophyta, Magnoliopsida, Caryophyllales, Amaranthaceae. Gene Ontology annotation, biological process: protein ubiquitination. Gene Ontology annotation, molecular function: ubiquitin protein ligase activity. The transcript is spliced from 2 exons. Gene Ontology annotation, cellular component: cytoplasm. The record is from RefSeq and is a predicted model, not a curated record.
UAAAAAUGGUACUCCAGCCGGUUUUUUAUUAUUUUUUUUUAAUAUCACUUUGACAAUUGCACUAUUCACAUACUCCCUCCGUAUUUUUUUAAGUAUUACACUUACCAAAUUCGGCUGUGUAUUAAUAAGUGUUACACUUUCUUUUUUGGCAAAAAGCUAUAUUAAAAUAUUAUAUCUCUCUCCUUUUAUGGUCCUCACCCAAACCCACUAAUAUUUUUUAUAUUAUAUCUCUCCUCUCACAUUCAUUACUUUUAAAUAAACUAUUAACCCUACUAUCUUUCUUUUACAAUUUUUUAUUACUUCAACUACCCCACUUACCUCUUAUUUUAUUUAAGUCAAUUAAAUUGCCUAAAACUAUGUGCCAGUCGAGUAUCAUGGUUGACUUAAGUUUUUCACCUCUAAUAAAUAAAUAAAUAAAUGUUAUUAUAUAAUGGAAAAUGCUCUAUAUAGCCCUUAGGGCUACAUAUAAACAUUAAAUAUACUCUUAAAACUAUUUAAAUUUAGAAAAUCAUUACAAUUCACACUAAUUACACUGAUCUACGCGUGUUUUUGUCAUGAAUUCCUAAUUUUAUACAAUUUUCACGAGUGUUUUUAAUGCUUAUAUUAUAACCCUAAGGACUAUGUAUAACAUUACCCUUAUAUAAUAUAUCAUUGGAUUUUUCAUAAUGUCUAGGUUCGUAAUAUAAUUUUGUUAUAAUUUUUACUAUACACAAUUAAAGAUAUUAAUGGUCAAAGUAACGUCUCGGCAAAUAUACUGGCCUAAUUGAUGCAUAAAAAAAAUAUAAAUAAAAAAAAAAAAAAAAAACCAGAGGGAGUAUUUUGCAUUGUAUCACUUGAUAAUAAUGGCACAUUUUUUAUGCUCUUGCUAAUUUUGCCUUUUUAAAAUAAACUUCUAAAUUCUAAUGGAGGUUUUAAAGCCUUUUCAAAAUUUAAAAUCUUUUAACACCCCCUUCCUCAUACAACGUCGUUUAAGAUGAGAAUUGUUCUCAAAGAAAAGAGAAUCAAAUAUAGUAACGUUUCUUCCCGGGCAAGUAACAAAGUUUUGCACAGCUCUCACUCAACUAAUUUCUUUAACAAUCAAACUCACAAAAACAGAAACAAAACACAAAGAUAAAGAAUCUCUUUCUACAUACCCCUAAACAAUUCCUUCCCUAUUUUCCUGUCUAAUGUACAAUCACAUAUAUAAUCUAAAUUUGUGAUACCCCAAAUGUUACACUUACCAACUUAAUCACGUAUCACAUUUUUUUUUUAAAGCAAAUGUCUUUGAGUCCUCUUUCAACUCGACCUGACUCGACUCAAAAUUUUAAUUCUUAUUGGUGCUACCAAUGUAGACGGAUUGUCCGGAUCUCCUCGGACAACCCGUCGGAAAUUGUUUGUCCGCGAUGUUUUGGUCAGUUUGUGUGUGAGAUGGAAAUCCCUAGGCCAAGACUAGUUUUUAAUUUUACAUAUGACGACCCGUCCCCUCAAGCCCGUCUCCUUGAAGCCUUGGCCCUUAUGCUAGACCCGCCACUGAGGUUACGAAACCGUGAGCCCAAUAACCCAUGGGCCGUCCCACGACGACAGUCUAGUAGGGAUGUAGUACUUGAAGGGCCUACUUCUGAACGGCCUAGAUGGGUUCAAGUCCCACGGCCUUCGAACCGUAGGGAUGACUGGGAUAUUCAGCCGGGGUUACGUCCCAGGCCAAGGUGGGUCAUUGUUAGGCCCACGGGCCUGCCACCCGGGUCAACAGGCCCGGUUUCCAGGCCCGAGACCUUACCCCCCUUUAUUGAGUCUGAUCCGGGAAACUACUUCCUUGGACCAGGCUUACAACAGCUGAUUGAAGAACUGACAGAGAACGACCUCCAGGGACCACCACCAGCACCGGAUAACGCGAUCGAGGCGGUCCCAAUGGUGAAGCUGACUGCAGAGCAUGUGAAAGAAGGUGGGUCAGAGUGUCCUGUUUGUAAAGAGGAGUUUGAAAUAGGGACUGAAGUAAAAGAGUUACCAUGCAAACAUGUUUACCAUUCUGACUGCAUUGUACCUUGGUUAAGGCUGCACAACUCCUGUCCUGUUUGUCGAACCGAGCUACCGACAUUGCCUCAAUGUGAAGAUGCAGGAGGAGGACUUGAAUCAGAAAGUUCAAGUAUUGAUAUUAGUAGGCCUCGUAGAUGCUUGAAUUGGAACCGGUUGAGCUCGAUUUGGCCCUUUCGUUCUCGAUAUUCAAGGAUUAGCCCUCAUGAUGAUCGUAAUCCUAGGUUGCCAACCAGAGCUGGUCGAUCAAGGAGGCCAUUCUGCCCUAUUCUUUAGGAUUGCUGUUGCUGCUAUCAUUGUACGCUAUCUGGACAUUUUUAUUUCCUAAUCAUUGAUAUCUAGCUAAUGCCUGCGAGUUCAAAUUAUCGACGAUGAUGAUGAGGCGUAUCUUAUGACAUUCGUUCAUUAUGCUAUUGAAGCACCCAUACUAUCAUGUCAUAUGUUUAUGUAUCAGUGAGUCAAUGUAUGCAACCAAAAAACAAAUUGAAAAAGACAAGAAAUAAACUCAGGAAGAUAAAUAGUCUAUCAACCUGGUGGUUAUGAUGUACUUCAAUUCUGUAACAAUAUUUUGUAAUCACAAAAUCUCUAUAAAAAUCAAUUAAAACCAUAAACAUGGCUCUUUGUAAGAUACCAGUUGAAAUAUGAAGUACUCCCUCUGUUUUUAAAUACUAGUUCCAUUUCCUUAUUUGAAAAGUAUUUACAAUAUUUAAUUAAUUUCUCUCA